Molecule: messenger RNA, 336 nt
Organism: Penaeus vannamei (Pacific white shrimp)
Lineage: Eukaryota; Metazoa; Arthropoda; Malacostraca; Decapoda; Penaeidae
Source: RefSeq, a predicted model, not a curated record
AUGUGUAAGUCAGCGUUCAUUGCAAUGCCAAAGAAACCAGGAGCAGUUAAGUGUGAACUUCACAGGGCGAUUAGUCUGAUGAGCCACAUGUCGAAGAUUUUACUAAGGGUUCUGAUUAAUAGAGUGAAAGGAAGAACGAAAAGCGUAAUUGGAGAGGUGCAGUAUGGGUAUGUUGAAGAUAAGGGAACGAGGAGUGCCAUCUACUUGUUGAGGAUGAUGAUGGAAAGGUCAAUUCAAGUACAGAAAGAUUUGUAUGUGUGUUUCAUAGGUUAUGUUAAGGCUUUUGACAGACAUGAAAAGUUGAUGGAAGUGCUGGAAGAGUUGGAUAUUGAUUGA